Messenger RNA from Parasteatoda tepidariorum (common house spider), 1102 nucleotides. RefSeq lists its product as uncharacterized. The record is from RefSeq and is a predicted model, not a curated record. Gene Ontology annotation, biological process: neuropeptide signaling pathway. Lineage: Eukaryota; Metazoa; Arthropoda; Arachnida; Araneae; Theridiidae.
GGGGGCGCGCUCUUCGACUCUUGAAAGCAGGUGAAUCUUUUUCUGAGUUUUGAUGAGCAGCCCUAGUAUCGGCCGACACCUGUUGCCCUUCCUAACUGAUUCCAGGAAUUCCCGAACUAUGGCGAUUUGCCUAAUAUUAGCUAUAUAUUUGACAACAUUUAUCUUAGUUCAAAGUGAUGAAUCACCAACAGCCCUGGAUGAUGCAUCGUCCCUGCCAAUGCUUGCCUCUGGAAAACGUCAACACAAUAUCAUGAGAUUUGGGAAGAGGCCUUCAGUUGAAAAGAGGGAAGAUCCCCGUCACAGAUUCCUGUUCAUGGGAAAACGAGAAGAUGACAGCCUGCUUCAUUUCUUACAGGGGGAUGACAACUCUUACAAGAGGGGUCACACUAUCAUGAGAUUCGGAAAGAGGAGAAUUCCUCAGGAGACACACAAUUUUAUGCGAUUCGGCAGGAGGGAGGGAGAGAAAAAUCCAGGACAUUCCAUGAUGUAUUUCGGUAAAAGAGCUGCUGAUGGUCACAACAUGAUGUACUUCGGAAAAAGAGCAGGACAUUCCAUGAUGUACUUCGGCAAGCGAGAAAACGAUAAUGAUCCAGGAUUAUACUUAGAACCAGAAAAUGAAGAAAAAAGAGCAGCCCACUCCAUGAUUCAUUUCGGAAAGCGAGAAGAUUCUGAAAGUGCAUCUAUGAUUCCAGAAGACGAGGAAAAUGAGGAAAUCCAGUAUGAGGAUCCAUCAGACAAAAGAAACCACAAUUUGCUGAGAUUUGGCAAAGACGGAUCUCGAGGGAGUCAUGCCAUGAUCCACUUCGGUAAAAGAUCCGUCACAGGGAAUCAGUCCUCCGUAGAGAGGGAUGAAUGGGACGAAAGUCCUGAUGCUGCUGCUUACAUUAGUGAACCCGAGAAAAACGUGUUUUUGAGAUUUGGCUAAUGAAUUGUAUAUAGUAUUUGUCCCACUCUUUAAGUGUUUUAAAAGGCAUAUAUCUUUAUGUAAAUAUUCCAAAGUGAAAAAAUUAUUGUACCUUUAUGUUAUAAAUAUUGUUUGUUCAUACUUCCCCUUAUGAUAAUCAAUUAUUAAAACAAAUGACGCGUUAAAUAAAUGUAUUAA